AUGCAUUUCCUGCUGGCCGUCGCAGCUUCGGCGCUGCAGGGCGCCCGCGUGGAGGUCGCGACUGCUGACCAGCUCCGCUCGAUCGGCUUGAUGCGGACCGUGGUCUUCCGGCCAGAGCUCACGUCGUCGCGGCAGCGGCAGCUGCAGAGCCGCGCCUUCGUCGACGCGAUGAAGCGCAAGACGUCCGUGCUCGUGGCUCUCGUCGGCGAGCGGGUGAUGGGCUCGGCCGACCUGCUCGUCGAGGACGUCGGCGCGUGGGGCACGGCCUCGUACGUGGUGAACGUGUGUGUGCGCGACGAGGCGCGGCGGCAGGGGCUCGGCCGCCGCCUCGUGCAGAGUGCCGAGCAGCGCGGCGUGGAUGAGGGGGCGGAGGCGAUGGUUCUGCACGUCGACGUCGACAACGCCGCAGCGCGGCGGCUGUAUGAGGCGAUGGGGUACGUCGAGCUCGAUGCGCAUAGCAGCCUCGGGGCGCACUUCACGGGAGACGACUUUGUCGGCGGCGCAGACGGCGCUUCGCCGCCAUCGGCGCCGCAGCUGCUCAUGGCGAAGGCACUAGUCGCCGGCGCAGCCCUACAGCCUCAGCACGAGGCGCCGUGGCUCGAGCACGACCGCGAGGUUGCGGAGCGGCUGCUGCAAGCGCAGCUGGGCGGGGAAGCCCUUUCCCAGGCGGAGGCCGGCGCGCUGCGCGGCGCUCUCGCGUCGCUGAUCCUCUCCCUCGCCAGCGCAGGGCGGGCGGCGUGA
Emiliania huxleyi CCMP1516 is the source of this 741-nucleotide messenger RNA. RefSeq lists its product as hypothetical. Gene Ontology annotation, molecular function: acyltransferase activity, transferring groups other than amino-acyl groups. Bases 1 to 741 code for a protein of 246 amino acids. The transcript is spliced from 2 exons. Lineage: Eukaryota; Haptophyta; Isochrysidales; Noelaerhabdaceae. The record is from RefSeq and is a predicted model, not a curated record.